Cyanidioschyzon merolae strain 10D is the source of this 3525-nucleotide messenger RNA. RefSeq lists its product as hypothetical. The record is from RefSeq and is a predicted model, not a curated record. NCBI's taxonomy places the organism in Eukaryota, Rhodophyta, Bangiophyceae, Cyanidiales, Cyanidiaceae. The coding region runs from base 1 to 3525 and encodes 1174 amino acids. The transcript has a single exon.
AUGAGCUUGCUUAGGAUAGGCGACGAGGCGUACUGGCUUCGAGUCGAGGAUCCCGAAGUGGACACCACGCCCCCCGAGACCUGCAGUACCACGCACGAGGCGUUGCUCUUCCGCGGCUCCAGCGCGACUCCGUUGGCCAGACUAGUUGCCUGUGGCCCACGAACUGGUUCCGGGUUCUUGGAGACGCUCCGAGGCCAACGCAUCGCGCUGCUGGUUCAGCGAAGCACCCUGUUUCCAGCUCGCAUCGUCGCGGCUGUCUGGGUUCACACGCCGUGUGCACCUCUGGUCUGUGGUCCGCAGCUAUGGAUCGUGCACGAAGACGGUGAGCUCUGCCGCUACGCGGAUUCUGGCUGCAGCUUGGGCGUCUAUAGACUCUUGCCGCGUGCUCCAGCGGCCGACACACAACCGGAGGGCAUACGCGCAGUCGCCGUCCAGCCACUGUGCGGGACUUGCACCUAUGUCGUUGCUUGGGUAAGCACUCGAAACCGUCUCUGGGCUGGGCGUAUUAGGCUGAACGUUUCAGACGACCUGAUUCGAAGUGGGAAGCUCACGAUAGCGAGCGAACCCUUGAACAGCGAAGAAGAUGCCGUGGACGUGCACCCGCUUCGAACACUGCCACCGGCAUUCGCUGGGGCAUCGAGUCUCGAGCUGUGCUGGUUAGCGGACGGUAAGCGACUGAGCAUUUGCAGCAACACCGGCGAGUGGUGGAUUGAUUCGAUCAGCUUUGAUGAGAACGUUGAUGUCGCAAUGACGGGAAACCUAGUCGUCGCCACGGAGAAGGUGCGCGACGCAACGACGAGCGCUGCGACUCGACGCUUGACGAGUGAUCGAUUGCGACUGGGGAGCGCUUCGCCAGACGGGCGCUACUGUAUCUGGAACACCGCUGAUGGUCGUCAUUUGCUUCUGGUUGAAUCAAGCACUACCAAAGUAUCUGUACAGCGCAGUUUGUACCGUAUACAGCAACCAGCCGGUCGCUGGAACGUGAUUCGAACGGAUGGACUUUGGUUGCCGUCACUCGGAGGGCAUCCGAAUGCCCACUGCUGCACUUUUUUGCGUCACGCGUUGAUGCAGCAACCCGACACGAAUACGCACUGGUGGUGCUGGAGCUUCCUAUCGCUUCCGAGUGGCGUCUCGCUGUCGAUCAUGGUGCGCUCCAGGCUCACCAGGGACUGGAACGGCCCUGGUGAACUCGUGAGUAUUCCAGAGCCAGAUGGAAGCACAUUGUUGUGGAUCCAGGAGAACGGUGCUCGCUCCCUUGCCCGGCUCCAGAGCGUUGCAACCUGCCAGCGUCCUCUCAUCGAGUGGGGCGUCAACGCACCGGGCGUUUUGCUAUACGAAGCGUUCGCGACGCGCUCCGUGAUCCCAACGCAAGGCCAAACAGAGGCCGUUGCCGGGCUUCGACCCAAUUCAGAGUGCGCUUCGUCUAGUCUGGAGCCCUGUCAUGGCUCAACGCUGACGCUGGCGGAUCUCGAGUGCCUGGAGGAUGCGGCAUCGCAGCCGACGAGCAAAGCCCCAAGCCAUAUCUUGGUGCUGGAGGAACUGCGAGCACAGCGUCUCCUCGUGGAUGCGGCAGAGCAGUGCGUUACAUGGGCUUUUCAUACCAUGGUGAACGAUACGUCUCGUGCGACUCGUUUGCUCGAAGCGGCUCGGUGGGCACUCGCAGCGGCCUGUUGGGAUAAUUGGCAUCAAAUGGACAACUGGCUUCGAGGCUCCCCCGAGAGUGCAUGCCGCAGUGAUAACACAUUGGAGCGCGUUCCCAGCGCGUACGGCAAGCGCUUAGCACGUGCAUGCUACUGGUGGCAUCGAGUGGUGCAGUGGCUUCGUUUUCGGAAUCGGCUGGCGACACUGAUGCCGCUCUCGGCUCAUCAGUUGCAACAACCUGGAAUGCUCAGACAGGUCAUCGGAAGUAUCGUGCGUUAUGCCGCUGCCACUGCGCUGAGUGGUGGCCAAGGCGUGCCGGCAACCGCAACGACAAGAACAUCAACAACAAGUACAACAGCAGCACACCAAGUCUCGAUUGAAGAGCGCAUCUCGGCGCUCUACGAUCUGAUCGAGGAAAGCCUCCAGCUGACUGUGUGCUUGUCGCGAGCGGAUAUCACAACGGCUUUCGCAGUGGCCUUGUUGCGCCAUGGCGCGGCUUACCAUCGAGAUGGAUGUCUCCAACGCGCCGAACAAUGGAUUCGGGCGCUUUUUCUGCCAGCGAGUCUUGCGGGCGAGAAGUGUACCCCUAUCCAGCAGGCGCUCUCAGAACGAAUGGCUCCCUUCCUGCGGUACGCAGCAGCCAGUGCGAUAGCUUUCCAAAUUGGUCUCGACCGGCUUGCGUACGAGCUAGCACUGACGGAGCCUGAUCCCGGUAGACGGAUCCGAGCGCUUUGUGGCCUCUCGGAUGCAACAGCGGCCGCACAGGCGCUGCAAGUGUUCGUCGGCUUCUAUCCACGCCUGUCGAUCGAGUAUCUGCUGAUUAUUUUGGAUUGGUAUCUGGAAAGGGACGCAAGUCUCCACGAGCUAUCAAAGACGCUACAGGCGUAUCCGAUGUUACAGGACAUCAUCCUCACUGAACUGAACCAACGCGGCGACAAAAUCACCUACGCGCAAGUGCUCAGGUUACUGGGGCGGCGAGCGAGGCGUGUCACCGAAGCGCCGCCCCUCGAUGAUCGCAUCGCGUUCGAGCACAAGGAGCCAUCGCCAGGCGCGAAUAGAUCACGAUUCUGGAGUCUGGCCCAGUGGCUGGACUGGGGCAGUGUCGGAGUCGGCGAUCAAGCGCCCGAGAUGUCGCAGGGUCAGUUGCUGCCUCGCUUGCGGGCUGAUCUGACACAAACAUUGCAGGCGAUGCCACGCGCAACAACAUUGGCACCGAUCCUGGAAGAAUGCUUGGCUGCGGACUGGGUGCGGAUCCCAGCGAAACUGUUGAUCGCUGCAUUGCUUCUUGAUAUCAUGCAGCCAGCGACGACGAAUGUGCAUCGAACACGUUCCGAGCUUGCGUCCAGGUGCCUCAAGGUGGAGGCGCGAUGGGCCCAACACGUUGCGCUUGUGCUCUUGAAAAAAAGGGCCUUGCCGUAUGCCGCCGACUCCUCUGAGGCAUUGGAACCUGAGUACCUACGUGCCCGAUGGAUGACGUACCUGACGCAUUUGGCGAAUCUGGCGACGCGGAACCGGCGAGUUGCCGCUUCAACGCCUUUCAUGGGGGCAUCAGCGAGCGUGCUGCGCUCGGCUGCGAGCGGCUUCCAUCGACAUCGUGCAGGGCAUUCGGGCAUGCCGCGCGAUGCGUUCACUGCCGCCGCCGAAUCGACUGGGCUGCCGUGGGGGCGCCCUGCAUCGCCCUUGGCCGACUGGGAUCGCCAGCUGCUUCUGGAUAUGUGCCUGACCAUUUGGUCGUCACGGGUCUCCGGAGCCGAGCGAGAGACUCUGCGGCAAUGUAUUCGUGAUGUCCAAGCGAGUCUCGAAGACGAGGCGCUACGGCAAACGUACGCCGAGCGAUGGCAGCGACUGGAACACAUCGAAUCGGUGGCUCCGGGCCAGUCGUAG